Plasmodium gonderi is the source of this 1374-nucleotide messenger RNA. RefSeq lists its product as hypothetical. The transcript has a single exon. Gene Ontology annotation, cellular component: Ndc80 complex; kinetochore. The record is from RefSeq and is a predicted model, not a curated record. Lineage: Eukaryota; Apicomplexa; Aconoidasida; Haemosporida; Plasmodiidae. The coding region runs from base 1 to 1374 and encodes 457 amino acids.
AUGAACGGGGGAAACGAUGUAGUGCCAAGACUUGGGUUCGAUGAAAUGAAAAGUGAGAUGAACAAAUAUGGUGUUGAAAUAACGCAGAGUACGUUGAAAAACCCAACGACAGAAGAUGUGCAAGGAGUGUAUAGCAUAUGCAUAAAGUACAUUUUAAACAAAGAUAUUAACAACAUACGAAUUGAAGAAUUCACUGGAGAUUUAAAAAGUGCAAUGCCAUCAAUUGAUGGAAUUCAAAUUCUACCAAAUGAAGGGAAAAAUCAUUUACAAGCUAUUGGAAAUUUACGAUUUAUUCGACACUGUGAAAAAAUUAACAGAAUACUAGGAGUAGAUAAUACAUUAAGCUAUUUAUUUAAACCUAUAAGUAGUCACAUAACAAAAUUGAUAAAUGCCUUUAUACACUUUAUGAAAUAUAAAGAACAAUUAUACAUUGAGAACGAUGCUAAAAUAAAACAAAUUGAAGCAGCGAAAAACGAAGAUGUAUUACUUGAUAAUGAACUUAAAACGGUUAAGAGUGAAUUGCAUUCCCUGCUGUCCAAUUAUGAAGAUAUAAAAACUAGCAUUCUUAACGAAAAAAACACAAAAAGAAAUUACGAAGAAGAAAUUAUUGAAAGUCAAAAUUUGUUAAACUCACAGCAGAGUAUACUUAUUUCGUUAAAAUCGACGAAAGACAAAAUUGUUAACGAAACGAAUGAAUUAAUUUUCCAAUUUUCUCGUUUUCGACAAAAAAAAGAAGAUCUGGAAGAUCAAAUUGUACCUUCACCUGAAAAAUUACAGGAAUAUAACAACGAAUUGAAAGAUUUACUAUUUGAACAUUUAUCAUAUUUCGAAUCAGACAAAAAAAAAAAUGAAGAAAUUAAAAACAAAAUAAAUGUUGCUGACUUGUGUAUAAAAAAACUCGUUGAACUGUUAACCACCUUAACGAGUCAUUUAAAUGAAACAGUCAAAUGUCAUAUUGAUAAAAAAGAAGAUAUAAAAAAUUUAGAAAAAAAUAUAAAAUCAUUAAAAACAGAAAAAGAAAAUUUAACAAAUAAAAAAAAUGAACAAGAAAAAAUUCUAAAUGACACAGAACAGUAUUUCUUAGAACAGAAAAAUAAAUGGAAUGACAAACUCGAGGAAGAAGAAAAAAAUAUUACCCAGGUCCAAAGAAAGGUUAACCAAAUGUAUGAACAAGUAGAAAAUGUUAAUAAUAAAACCAACAGGGAGGUUCAAGAAAUUAAUUCCAUCAUGAAACGUAUUCAAGACACGGUUAAUGACUACACAAGAAAUAUUGCUGCCAUAGAUGAAUUAACUCAAAAUACGAGGAAUUCUCAUGAUAUGCUAGCGAAAAAAAUUCGAAGUCACGUGCAACCCUGUGUACAAAUCCCUACAUAA